CUUCCAUGUGACAACUCCGUGCCGCCUAUAAUAUUCAAGAGCACAUCACUUGGAGCGUUCUGGAUCGUGACUGAGGAUGCAGUUUGUAUUUGACUGCUAAUCAGGCAGUGGCUGUGUCUGAGCAAGGCUUCAGUCAAGCAAGGCAGAAGAGAGCAAGGCACCGGCUCCGUGGCUAUAGACUGAGCAGCAGCUGUGCUCGGGAAACGUCAGCGUGUGUGCAGUUCUGAUUCUUCAGCUGAGCACUCCUGAGAGACACAGAUAUAAAGACAUCGCACAGGAGCUCGGUCAUUACGCAGGUUCGCUUCUGAAACUUGCCCCCUCUCCAACUGCUUGGCACCCAGCCUUUCUAUCGCUGUUUCUGUUUUUUGCUCCUCAAGGUUCCACCGUAAGAUUCUGCACAAAUGAUGAACUUUCUGCGCCGGAGGCUUUCUGACAGCAGCUUUAUUGCUAAUUUGCCAAAUGGAUACAUGACUGACCUGCAGCGGCCAGAUCCCCCUCAGCCUCCUCCGCCAGUUUCCCCCACCCCAGAGAGGAGACAGUCGAGCCAGUCUACCGGAAGCAGCUUCUUCAGCUCCAUUUCAAAUGCUGUCAAGCAAACUACAGCUGCUGCCGCUGCUGGAUUAGUGGAGCAAACAUCCACAGGCGCUGCCAAGAAAGCCAAAAUUCUCCUCGUCAUCGAUGAACCUCACACCGACUGGGCAAAACUGUUCCGUGGGAAAAAAGUCCAUGGAGAAUAUGAUAUCAGAGUGGAACAGGCGGAAUUUGCUGAGAUUAACCUGAUUGCUCAAGCUGAUGGCACCUGUAUGGUGGACAUGCAAGUUUUGCGAAAUGGCACAAAAGUUGUCAGAUCAUUCAAACCUGACUUUAUCAUUGUGAGGCAACAUCCCUACAGCAUGGCAGAAAAUGAAGAUUUCCGGAAUAUUAUUAUAGGAUUUCAGUAUGGAGGCCUUCCAAGUGUGAACUCAUUAGAAUCCAUCUACAACUUCUGUGACAAGCCAUGGGUGUUUGCUCAGUUGGUAAGCAUCUACAAAAGCAUGGGCCCAGAGAAGUUUCCACUGAUUGAACAGGUCUUUUAUCCAAAUCAUAAGGAAAUGUUAACCAUGCCAACAUUUCCUGCUGUUGUGAAGAUCGGACAUGCUCAUUCAGGCAUGGGAAAGGUGAAAGUAGAAAAUCACUAUGAUUUUCAGGACAUAGCAAGUGUGGUAGCCCUGACAAACACUUACGCCACAACUGAACCUUUCAUAGACUCCAAGUAUGAUAUAAGGAUUCAAAAAAUAGGCAAUAAUUACAAGGCUUACAUGUACAGGUUUUGGGUUGAUAAAUGCUGUGAAAUGUUUGGUGGGUUGGAUAUCUGUGCUGUGAAAGCUGUCCAUGGAAAGGAUGGAAAGGAUUAUAUAAUUGAGGUCAUGGACUGCACAAUGCCAUUGAUUGGGGAGCACCAGGCUGAAGACAGAGAGCUUCUAACUGAAUUAGUUUUAGCCAAAAUGAACAAACUGAUACCAAGGACACCAAUUCCCUCACCUCAGAGACCUGCUGCCACACAACAACCACAGGGUGGAAGUUUGAAGGAGGUACAGGCACAGACAGGCUCAUUUCCUCAGCAGCGACCACCACCACAAGGGGGCCCAACACAACCCCAAGGACCACAUCCACAAAGCCAAGGCCUACUGCCACAACAUCAUGCUUCUCCUGAGGGGCCACGUCCACAAGGAGGUCCGCGUCCUACUGGCCCCCCAACUCAACAACAAAGGCUACCAAGCCAAGCAAUGCAACAACCACGGACUACUUUGCAAUCCCAGCGACCACAAGGCCAACCACUGAAGGGGCAACCUGAGCAGAAGAUGCAAGCACAGCCUGCACUCAAAUCCCAGCCAACAACCCCUCAACAACAGCCACAGCCUCAUCCUCAGUUAAACAAAUCACAGUCUUUGACCAAUGCAUUCAACAUUACGGAAUCAUCAUUAUUUCGAUCAAAUUUGAAUGAGGAUGAAGCUAAAGCUGAAACAAUUCGUAAUUUGAGGAAGUCCUUUGCCAGCUUAUUUUCCGAUUAGAAGAAAUUGAAUGGCUUGAAGUGUUGGUUUACCCCAUGUCAAUGUUCCACCAAGCUGUAGAGUGCUACUUUCAGUGAUAGUAGACAAAUUUGUUUUGUUGCCCUAGAGUUGAUGCCUUCUAUAAUGCAUUUGCAGAUGCUAGUGUGGUAUGCACAUAAUAAGAUGUGGUUUAAUGAGUUAUUUUAGGUCAGUUAGAUGCAACAAGACUCUGGUAAACUUAAAACAGAUAAUACUCUAUUUAAGUCAGAACUAGUGCAAUAUUUGAGUGGUUUCAACAGGGGAAAGAAAUUAAUCUUUAGCAUAUUCACUGUGAUGUUGUGGUAUGUGCACAGAGAUGCCUUAUAGUGAAUGUAUUAUUUCUAUAUUUUAUCCAUAAGGAAUUGUGACAAUAGGGUACUCAAUUAAACUGUGCUUCUUUCUGUUGACAGAAUACAAUAUUAAUUAACAAACUGCUUUUGUGAUUAACUAGACUAUGCUGUAAUAAGUUUGACUCAGUACAUGUGUUGUGGCCAAUCUACA
Molecule: messenger RNA, 2570 nt
Organism: Rhincodon typus (whale shark)
Lineage: Eukaryota; Metazoa; Chordata; Chondrichthyes; Orectolobiformes; Rhincodontidae
Gene: syn2b
Product: synapsin IIb
Exons: 12
Coding region: 402-2051 (549 amino acids)
Biological process (GO): neurotransmitter secretion
Cellular component (GO): synaptic vesicle membrane; synaptic vesicle
Molecular function (GO): ATP binding
Source: RefSeq, a predicted model, not a curated record